AUGGAGAAGAUCUCGCUCGGCUACCACGCCGUCUACGUCCGAAAUUGGCGGGUGUCGGGGGCGAUUUGGGUGCUCUUUGCCCUGUGCUCGGCAGUGCUGCAAGUGCUAGUCCUCGUCCACCCCACGUGGAUCGAGUCGGAUGAGGGCGGAUACUUUGGCCUCUACGAUUACUGCCCAACCGACACGUGCACAUGGAAGAUUUUCCAGGUCCAACCCCUUUCCUGGUCGUUCCAGUUGGCGUCGGUGCUCGUAAUUGUAGCCACGAUUUGCUCCCUCCUCAUCGUGGUCGCCAUCCUGCUCCUCGUGCUGCUACGUGACCGGUUCGUGUUCCUGCUCUGCGCGUGGAUGCACAUGUUUUCCUUUAUGGCAAUGCUCUCCGCCUGCCUUCUUUAUCCGAAUGGCUGGGAUCAUCCACGAGUGCGGGAAACCUGCGAUUCAAAGAAGUACGACCUCGGACUCUGUCGGAUACGUUGGCCCUACUACGUCGCCCUUGAACUCGUCGUCGUGCAGCUGUCGAUGAGCAUUUUCGGCUUCGUGCUAGCUUGCAAGCAACCGUCCGUCUUCCCCGAAGUGUCCCCGUCUUACGCACAUUCACAAGUGACGACGCUUCCAAUACGCGUCUGCUACGACGUCGGAACGUACGGCACCCGAAGAGAAUCCAUCUCGUCUCGGAACUCUAAUUCGUCCCGGAUUAGACUC
Messenger RNA from Mesorhabditis spiculigera, 699 nucleotides. The record is from the annotation of a GenBank genome assembly. NCBI's taxonomy places the organism in Eukaryota, Metazoa, Nematoda, Chromadorea, Rhabditida, Rhabditidae.